Molecule: messenger RNA, 2561 nt
Organism: Baudoinia panamericana UAMH 10762
Lineage: Eukaryota; Fungi; Ascomycota; Dothideomycetes; Mycosphaerellales; Teratosphaeriaceae
Exons: 2
Coding region: 189-2420 (743 amino acids)
Biological process (GO): hydrogen peroxide catabolic process; response to oxidative stress
Cellular component (GO): cytosol
Molecular function (GO): catalase activity; heme binding
Source: RefSeq, a predicted model, not a curated record
CAGCUACCCAUAGACCCGUUGCAAUUGUCUCGCUUCGCGCGAAGGCAGGGAUCAACGUCACUGUCGUUUUGCGAGCGGUAAGGUAGGUUUCAGGCACUGUACAUAUACAACCGUCGUCUCAGUCAAUCUCCAUUCACCACCGUCCUUCACUCUCCACUUCCUUCUGAGAGAUAUUCACCAUCGCAGUAAUGGCGCAGUCGGUUCUUCGCAAUGGCGUCGAGAAGCUCUCAGAGGCUCUUGACGGGUCGACACAGGGACAGAAGUUGCGCGACAUGGCAAAAGACAUGAAGGACUACCAUGAUCCCAACGCACGCCUGACCACCGAUUACGGUGUCAAGCAGACGAACACGGACGACUGGCUCAAAAUCGUCAAUGAGAACCAUACUGGUCCGAUGCUUCUCGAGGACCACGCAGCUCGCGAGAAGAUUCACCGAUUCGACCAUGAACGUAUUCCGGAGCGUGUUGUUCACGCUCGUGGUGCUGGUGCUUUCGGCUCUUUCCGUAUGCAUAAGAGUCUGGAGGAGUAUACCACGGCAGGUGUGUUGACCGACACGAGCCGCACGACUCCCGUAUUCCAGCGCUUCUCUACGGUGCUCGGAUCCCGUGGUAGCGCAGACACGGUUCGCGAUGUGCGCGGCUUCGCCGUCAAAUUCUACACCGAGGAGGGUAAUUGGGAUAUCGUUGGAAACAACAUCCCCGUCUUCUUCAUCCAGGAUGCGAUUAAGUUCGUCGAUGUUAUCCACGCCGGCAAGCCCGAACCACACAACGAAGUGCCGCAGGCUCAGUCUGCGCACAACAACUUCUGGGACUUUAUCUCCCUGCACUCUGAAGCUACUCACAUGUUUAUGUGGCAACAGUCUGACCGCGCCAUUCCUCGCUCGUACCGAAUGAUGGAAGGGUUCGGAGUCAACACAUUCAAGCUUGUGAACAAGGACAACAAGGCGCACUUUGUCAAGUUUCACUUCAGGCCACACCUCGGUGUCCACUCGUUUGUGUGGGACGAGGCUUUGAAGCUGGCUGGCCAAGAUCCAGAUUUCCACAGGAAGGACCUCUAUGAGGCCAUCGACAAUGGUGCAUUUCCGAAAUGGGACUUCGGUGUCCAGCUCAUCCCAGAAGGCGAUGAGGACAAGUUCGAAUUCGACAUCCUGGACGCCACUAAGGUUUGGCCAGAGGAGGAAGUGCCGGUCCAAUUCGUUGGUGAGCUUGAGCUCAACCGCAAUGUGGACGAAUACUUCACCCAGACCGAGCAAGUCGCUUUCUGUACCGGCCACGUUGUUCCCGGCAUCCACUUCUCAGAUGACCCGCUGUUGCAAGGCCGCAACUUUAGCUACAGUGACACUCAGCUUACCCGUCUCGGUACAAACUGGCAAGAGCUUCCAAUCAACCGACCGGUGUGUCCCGUGAUGAAUAAUAAUAGGGAUGGCCAGCUACGCCACUCUAUCACAAAAGGAACGGUCAAUUACUGGCCAAACCGCUUCUCAGCCACGAAGCCUGCGAAGCCAGAGGAGGGUGGUUACGUAGACUACGCCGAGAAGGUUGCUGGCAUGAAGCAGCGUCUCCGUUCGAAGAAGUUCCAGGAGCACUACAAGCAGGCCCAGCUAUUCUACAACUCGAUGUCUGAGCCGGAGAAGAUGCACAUCAUGACAGCACUCGCGUUCGAGCUUGACCACUGCGAUGAUCCUACCGUGUACAACGGCAUGGUCGAGCGUCUUACAUACAUCGACCUCGAACUUGCACAGAAGGUAGCAGAACUUGUCGGCGCACCCAUCCCACAAAAGGCGGCCCUCGAGAACCAUGGGAAGAAGUCAAAGAACCUCAGCCAGACUGAGAUCCAGCCGAGGGAGCCGACCAUCGCAACCCGCCGGGUGGCCAUCAUAAUCGCUGACGGCUAUGAUCCAGUGGCCUACAAUGGCAUGGUUGCAGCCCUCAAGGCCGCUGGCGCCCUGCCAUACACCAUUGGCCCGCGCCGCAGCAACGUGUACGCUGCUGGCGAGAGCAAAGAGGCUGGCAAGGGCAAGCAGCCUGACCACCACUUGGAAGGCAUGCGCAGCACCAUGUUCGACUCCAUCUUCGUGCCGGGCGGCGCUGAUAGCAUCGCCACGCUUCGCAAGAAUGGCCGUGCGCUCCACUGGGUCCGCGAAGCAUACGCACAUCUCAAGGCGAUUGGUGGUACUGGCGAGGCCGUGGAGUUUAUCAAGGAUGCUUGCGCUCUACCGGGUAUGGACUUCUCGACUAGCGCCGAGGUUGUGGACAGCUAUGGCGUCGUGACUGCGGCGAAGGUCAUGCCUGAAAGCUUCAAGGAGACAUUGAAAAUGGCGAAGGGUGCGAAGGACUUUGUGGAUGCUUAUACGUUCGAGAUCAGCCAGCACAAGAACUUCGAACGGGAGCUGAAGGGUUUCCCAAUGAUGGUUGCUUUCUAAGCUAAGCACUGGACGAAGGGGAUUGGCAUAUGUGUAAGCUGUAGGUGACGGAUAGUAGCGUUGCGUGAUGGUACCAUAGCGAUAGUUAGCUUGAGGUAGCACUAUGACAUACGUAAUUCGUAAUAAUGCUCGUCCCAGGGG